AUGGAAGUCCAAGCAGAUGGAGACCAUUUCAUAAGCUCGCAGUUGGGAGGCUUGGCAGGCACCCAAAUGGCUCUAAGAGCUGCAAUUGAGCUGAAAGUGUUCAAUAUAAUCGCAGAUGCAGGGCCUGAUGCUCAUCUUUCUGCAGCAGAGAUAAUUUCAAAGAUCCCAACAAAAGAUCCAAGUUCUGCAGCAUGGACUUUGGAGAGGGUGCUAAGAGUUCUUGGUGGAAACUCCAUCUUAUCAAUAAUAUCUCGGAAGCCGUCAGGAAAUAAUGGAGAACAUGGACGCCAUGAAUGGACCUAUGGCCUGACAAAGAAAAGCCGACGCUUAGCGAGUAGCAGUAGUACCACCGACGAGCUGCUCGCCAUUCUACAAGGCCUAUGGAGUGAACUUUUUGACUACAUGGGAGAGAAGCCAAGAUUGAGACAACUGUUCGAUGAGUUUAUGGAAGUUAGCGGUAAAUUACAGUUUGAGGAUGUGUUCAAGUUGUACGGUGGCUUCAAAGAUUUGAAGGAGUUGAUGGAUGUGGGGGGCGGCAUUGGAACCACUCUUGCAAAGAUAACCUCUACGUAUCCACACGUUCGGGGAUUGAACUUUGAUCUGCCCCAUGUAAUUGAUGCUGCUCCCAAGCUCCCAGGUGUAAAGCAUGUGGCUGGAGAUAUGUUCAAAUGGAUCCCAAAUGCCCAAACAAUUUUAUUGCAGUGUAUACUCCAUAACUGGGAUGAUGAGCAUUGCAAGAAGUUGUUGAGAAAUUGUUGGGAAGCAUUACCACAAGAGGGAAAGGUGAUAAUCGUGGAAAUGGCAAUCUCUGAAGAAUUGGAAAACAAUGUCGAGGCAAAGGACGUUCUAAUGGAAGACUUCUUUAUGAUGCUCCUGACAAAUGGAGGUAAAAAGCGAACACUAGCAGAAUUCAAGGAUCUGGGCAAUGCUGUAGGGUUUACUAAAGUGGACAUCUUCCAAUGCCUCAUUGGUCAGUUCAUGUUAUAG
Messenger RNA from Juglans microcarpa x Juglans regia, 987 nucleotides. RefSeq names its product scoulerine-9-O-methyltransferase 1-like. Gene Ontology annotation, biological process: methylation. Bases 1 to 987 code for a protein of 328 amino acids. Lineage: Eukaryota; Viridiplantae; Streptophyta; Magnoliopsida; Fagales; Juglandaceae. The transcript has 4 exons. The record is from RefSeq and is a predicted model, not a curated record. Gene Ontology annotation, molecular function: O-methyltransferase activity; protein dimerization activity; S-adenosylmethionine-dependent methyltransferase activity.